Rhincodon typus (whale shark) is the source of this 1017-nucleotide messenger RNA. RefSeq names its product homeobox protein BarH-like 2. Bases 131 to 799 code for a protein of 222 amino acids. NCBI's taxonomy places the organism in Eukaryota, Metazoa, Chordata, Chondrichthyes, Orectolobiformes, Rhincodontidae. The record is from RefSeq and is a predicted model, not a curated record. The transcript is spliced from 4 exons. Gene Ontology annotation, biological process: regulation of DNA-templated transcription. Gene Ontology annotation, molecular function: DNA-binding transcription factor activity, RNA polymerase II-specific; DNA binding.
AAGCGGCUGAUUGACGGGUCGCCUGUUUCUCGGUUUUUCAAGAUCCCUAUCGCUGGUUUAUAAGCGGCUGCGGGCGGGGUGAGUGCCUGAGAGUUGGAGCUGAGCUCACUGUGUCCCACAGCGAGUCACCAUGCAGCCUCCUGCCCAACGGAACCCCACUUUCCCCGGGAGUCGGCGCUACAAGACUUUCCUGAUCGAGGAGAUUUUGGCCAAGGAGUCCCGCGGUUACCUAGAGCUGACCCUGGGCUCCCGACCCGGCUUCAUCGUACGUCCACAGGCUCUGCACUCCUGUCCCGCAGGGUCAUCCUUGAGCUCGUACCCAUUGCUUUUGGCGACUCACCUCUCUCCAGCUCUCACGGCGAGGAUUCCACAUUAUCUGCCUCCUGUUGCACCCACCAGUAAGCCGGAUGGGCCAGCUCUUGAGAAUAUUUCUUCUACCAGCAGUGAGUGUGAAAGUGACCAGAGCAUUCUUCGCCCCAAAAAGCCUCGCAGAAGUCGCACCAUUUUCACUGAGUUGCAGCUCAUGGGGCUGGAGAAAAAAUUCCAGAAACAGAAAUAUCUGUCUACUCCAGACAGGUUGGAUCUAGCACAGUCACUGGGAUUAACUCAGCUUCAAGUGAAAACCUGGUACCAGAAUCGAAGGAUGAAGUGGAAGAAGAUGGUGCUGAAAGGAGGACAUGAGGCUCCUACAAAGCCCAAAGGAAGACCAAAGAAAAACUCCAUCCCAACAACAGAGGAAAUUGAGGCUGAAGAGAAAGAAACCAAAUCAGCACAAGAGCAGGAACCAUGUCCUUCCUGAGAACAUGGAUGCUGAACAAAAAAAAACUCUUUUAUUCUUCACUCUGCAUUGGUGAGGUGGGACACUGCUGCAGUUUCUAGUGGAGAACCCGGAAUGCAGUGUACAGCCAGACUGCUGCCUACUCCAGCGGAUAUAUGUAAAUAUUGACAUUAACUUAAUGGGAGCUGGGAAAUUAUUCUGUGUGUAUAAGGGGAAUAUGAAUAAAAUAUUAUGUAUUA